Molecule: messenger RNA, 1596 nt
Organism: Symbiodinium necroappetens
Lineage: Eukaryota; Dinophyceae; Suessiales; Symbiodiniaceae
Source: the annotation of a GenBank genome assembly
AUGGCCGAGGCGGUUUCCAUAAUGGUUCGAGAGCCCCAGCCGGACGGGCCUUUCAGGCCUGAGGCGGAAGUGUGGCCUCUGGUGAGCAGGGUGCCCAUGAUGAUUGCACCAGCACAUCCACAACAGGCCGCAGCAAGUCGGAGAGAGUCUUCCAGGGAGGGGUUCAUGAUGGCCCGCCGCUUUGUCGAGAUCGUUUUGCUACUAUGGGCUUGGCUAAAAAGCUGGGCUGACUUGCUGAACAAUGGCAGAGCGGCAUGGCAGCUUUUACCAGACACAGAUAUUGAGCUCCUUGCUCCAGUGGUGGUGGUCGUGGUGGGCAUCAUCGUGACCAGCCUGCUGGGUUUCUUCACCUUGUUUGAGCAAGGCCUGUAUGUGGAAGCCUGCAUGGCUGCGGUGGACUUGGACACGCCUUAUCUAGCUUGGAAACAUGGAUCAGAUGUUGUCAAGGGCAGGGACUGUCACGACUGGGAGAAGCUGCGGCUCAGGAACUCGAUUUGGAGGAGUCUCCCGCUUGCUAUGAUGAGCUUCAUUUUGUCGCUCCGACUCCUCAUGGAAAUCCCGACAUGUCAGAUGUUUGCCACUAUGGGAGUACUUCCCGUCCUGGUGUUUCCUGAUCUUGCAAAUCGAUCACUCUUUGUGAGAGAUACUCGCAGGGAUGGUGUAAAUGUCUCGCAGAUGGACAGGAUUCAGCUCCUGGAUAGGCUUGCAGACAAGAUUCCAUGGGAGCAUAAGCGAUUCAUUCGCGGAGAUGCCGAAGCAGGCGUGAAAGUCGAAAAUCAAUUUUGGCGUGCUGCCCAUUGCAGUGAUUCAGUGUGGGAGUAUGACACGCUGCCCCGAGAUCAGGACUUGGCCCAGAAUUGGCUGUUGUUUGCUCCUGCGCUUUGGGACAGAAUUGAGUUUGGGGGGAUUGGUUCCGGCAGCCUUGCCGCCUUGAAUGCUCUUGCCGUGGAGCGAGCAUUUGAAUCGAUCUACAGAGAGGAAGAGACAUUGAAACCAGCACUCCUCAAGAUGUUGCGGAAGGGUAGUCUCAAGCACCGCCUCGCUGGCAUGGUGAUAAGAGUCUCUCAGAUUUCUUGGCGUACACUUGUGGAUGGAUUCCGCGAACUUGUUCUCAGUAAAAUGGAUAAUGAGCCAACAAGAACAAUGCGGCAACGCCGGCCGUGGACAUUGGCAAUUGGUGGCUCUGUUUGGCUUCAGGUCAAGUCUGGAUGGAAAGUAAAGCUGUUCCAGACGGGCUGCUUGCUGAUGGUGGCCGUGUUGCCCAUCUUGAAGAAGAUCUUGGCAGUGAGCAAGAUUCGCAACUACUUGUUCACAGGCGCCGUGAUCAUGUAUGGUGUUUUCGACAUGGCAUGUCUUGUGACAACCUGGCUACUAUGUGCGGCAGCACCUUUGGCCUUCAAUUUGGGUGCAACAGCGGAGGUAUUCACUGCCGCUGCGACACAAGUUAUGGCUGGUACCAUCAAGGCACUAGACCGUGUUGAUAUUGGGGGGCAGUCUAAUGCGCAGGAUUCUGCAGUUCAAGAGCUUGCCAUGGUUUUGCGCAAUUAUCGGCCUGCAGAGACUCUGCCGUUGCAGGCAUCAUUUCUACCGGCAAUA